Messenger RNA from Closterium sp. Naga37s-1, 257 nucleotides. NCBI's taxonomy places the organism in Eukaryota, Viridiplantae, Streptophyta, Zygnematophyceae, Desmidiales, Closteriaceae. The record is from the annotation of a GenBank genome assembly.
AUGAAUUAUCCGAACCAGGGCCUCGUGCCGAACGUGCACCCGAACUGGAUACCCGGUUAUAUCGGCAACGCAAAUGUUGUAAACAGCAAGGUCUGGCCGUUCCUCAACGUUCGGCGAGCGAUGCACCGGAUUCGCAUGGUGAAUGCAGCCAACGCGCGCGUUUACAAUCUCACCUUCCAGUGCGCCGCACGCGGCGACAACAACUUCAACCCCCCUCUUGGCGGACCCCUGCUGCCCUUCCACCUGGUGAGAUCAAG